AUCCAACGGCCACAAGUCAAAACCGUAUUCGACCGUUGGAACCAAAAGUUCUUUCAUAAGGCAAGCAAGCGGCCAUUGCCCCAAAUCUCCGCCCUGUCCCUUUUAUCUCACACUCUGAGAUUGGCAGUGAGGAAUCAGAGAGAGAAGACAGAGUUCUUGUGAGAAAAAGAAGAAGAGCGAAGAAAUGGCGUCCAGACCCAUUGUUCCACAGCAAGUUAGAGGGGGUUUGAACAAGCAGCACCAUCCAGAACCACAGAAAAAACCCAUGGCCGCCGGAGGGGAGAACAAGAGCCGGCGAGCUCUAGGUGACAUCGGGAAUCUGGCCGCAGGGAUCGUUCCUGAAAUUCCAGGAAAGCAAAUCACUCGCCCUCUCACCAGGAGCUUCCGCGCUCAACUUCUGGCCAACGCCCAAGCCGCCGCCGCAGCGGAUAACAAUAAGAAGCAAAUCUGUGUCGAUGUCGAUCACAAGCCGACAAAGAAGGCCCUUGUUGCGACCAAGAGACCCACAGCCGCCGCCGCCUUACCCAAACCGAAGCCGAAGCCGGCAGUCACCAGCGACGAAGUAAUCGUCCUUAGCCCUGAUUCAGAGGUCAAGAGUAACAAGAAAAAGUGUCAAGAAAGGUCGAAGAAGAACAAGAAACUUCAGACCCUCACAUCCAUCCUCACAACCUCGAGCAAGAUUGCUUGCAAGCCAAAGGAGAAGGAAGUCUUUAACAUCGAUGCCUCGGACGCUGGUAACCAUCUCGCCGCCGUCGAAUACGUCGAGGACAUCUACAAAUUCUACAAGCUCGUUGAGAAUGAAAGCCGGCCGAUUUGCUACAUGGAUUCACAGCCGGAGAUCAACACAAGGAUGCGAUCCAUCCUCGUCGACUGGCUUAUCGACGUCCACCAGAAGUUCGAUCUCUCCAGAGAGACUCUUUACCUCACAAUCAGCGUAAUCGACCGUUUUCUCUCCGUGAAAACCGUGCCGAGGAAGGAAUUACAGCUCGUCGGCAUCAGCGCCACUCUAUUGGCAUCUAAGUAUGAAGAGAUCUGGCCGCCGGAGGUCAACGAACUGGUCACAAUCUCCGACAGAGCCUACUGCGGUCAACAGAUUCUAGCCAUGGAAAAGACCAUCCUCGCCCAUCUCGAGUGGACCCUAACAGUCCCGACCCAGUUCGUCUUUCUCACCCGAUUCGCCAAGGCUGGUACCGCGAAGACCACGCCCACAGCUCCGGCGCUCGAUGGGGAUGUGGAGCACAUGGCCAAUUACUUGUCGGAGCUCGGCCUGAUGGACUACGAGUGCUCUGUAAUGUUUCCACCGUCGAUGGCUGCCGCGGCGGCGGUUUACACGGCGAGGAGGAUGUUGAAUCGGGCUCCCGGCUGGACCGAUGUCCUGGAGUUUCAUACUGGGUACUCGGAGAAGGAGGUUAGUGAUUGCGGGAGGGUUUUGGUGGAUUUAAUGGGGAAGGUUAAGGAUGGGAAAUUGAAGACUGUGUUCCACAAGUAUUCCAGCUCGUCGAGGGGAUCUGUCGCUUUGAUUCCGCUGCCGGCGCCGGCGGCCAACUCGCUGCCGUGAUGACUUUGAAUGAACUGCCGACGGGAGAAAUUUGGGGGAUUAGGGAUUUUGAUCAAUUUCUUGGAUUGAUUGCUUUUGAGUUGGGGGGAGCCAUACAGUUGGCAAGGGUUUUUACUUUUAAGUAUUGAAUUGUAGUAGUUUGAUUUCACAGUGAUCAAACUGUAGUUUGUAAUUGCGAGCGAUGAUGAUUUUACUGAUUCAAUAAAUUUGGGGGCAAAACCAAAUUUGUGUUCCUUUUUCUUCAAUAUUUUUUCGUCUACAUUAGCGGGCUGAGGCGUUAAAAUUGGGCCUGGAGUUGGGAUUGAAUAGUUGGGCCUCGAUGCAAUUACGGCCUAGUAUGACAGUCCAAUAAUAGUCCAUUUUGUAUCUCUUAUGACGAGGGGUUUGCGGAUUAAAUGGUUGCUAAAGGCGUGGGUUUAAAAAGCUUCGCCUCUAUAAAGAAAGAUUGGUUUCACCUAUAGGUUGUAAGGUUAGAGUGUGGUAUAAGAUCCAGCAAAACCUUCUCCCAACAACUCGAGUUAUUGGGAGCAACUGGUUCAUGACAUGGUAUCAGAGCCUCGAACCAAAUUUGUGUUCCUUUUUCUUCAAUAUUUUUUCGUCUACAUUAGCGGGCUGAGGCGUUAAAAUUGGGCCUGGAGUUGGGAUUGAAUAGUUGGGCCUCGAUGCAAUUACGGCCUAGUAUGACAGUCCAAUAAUAGUCCAUUUUGUAUCUCUUAUGACGAGGGGUUUGCGGAUUAAAUGGUUGCUAAAGGCGUGGGUUUAAAAAGCUUCGCCUCUAUAAAGAAAGAUUGGUUUCACCUAUAGGUUGUAAGGUUAGAGUGUGGUAUAAGAUCCAGCAAAACCUUCUCCCAACAACUCGAGUUAUUGGGAGCAACUGGUUCAUGACAUGGUAUCAGAGCCUCGAACCAAAAGGUCAUGUAUUCGAAUCUCCACGACCCCCAAUAUUAACCGUUGUCUUUCAAGCACAUGGUAUGGUGGGCCUGUGCAAACUUCAAGCCCAUGGGUUGGCUUUCGUUUGAGGGGGCGUGUUAGAGUGUGGUAUAAGAUCCAGCAAAACCUUCUCCAAACAACUCGAGUUAUUGGGAGCAACUGGUUCUUGACAUGGUAUCAGAGCCUCGAACCAAAAGGUCAUGUGUUCGAAUCUCCACGACCCCCAAUAUUAACCGUUGUCUUUCAAGCACAUGGUAUGGUUGGCUUUCGUUUGAGGGGGCGUGUUAGAGUGUGGUAUAAGAUCCAGCAAAACCUUCUCCCAACAACUCGAGUUAUUGGGAGCAACUGGUUCAUGACACAUAAUUCAUAAACGAUUAAGGGUGAAAAGGGGACAAGUCAUUUUUAGGUCACUUUUGUAGUUUGGAUUUGGAUUAACAUUGCCUGUGUGUCAAUUUUAGAGAUACGUUAUAUGAAACAUAUGUUAGACACUUGAAGUAAGAUAUUUAGUCGACUAUUUAAAUUAUUAUUGUUAGAGUCGUGCAUCACCUUGAAUCAUUAAUUCGAGUCUAAUUCCUUCCAUAACUGGACAAAUAAUUGUAAAUAUAUGUGAUUCUACGAAAAAAGAGACGACCAAUAGGAAUUUUGUAACAUAUAUAGUAGAUUCUGAUUAAUAUUAUAAAAAAUUUUAUUGUUA
This is a messenger RNA of Linum trigynum, 3182 nucleotides long. The record is from the annotation of a GenBank genome assembly. NCBI's taxonomy places the organism in Eukaryota, Viridiplantae, Streptophyta, Magnoliopsida, Malpighiales, Linaceae.